GGUCAAUGUUAUGAUUGUUCAACCUAAAUAAACUUCUAAUUUUUACUAAGUGCUACUGAGAAAGUGUAAAUCAUCAUCGAAAAGGUACCACAACCGGCUACCGCCCUUUUCUGAAGACUAUUACUCGAUGUUAAUGUUAACGAAACUCGACCUGGUAAAGAAGGAUGUGGAGCCCGAGAGAGCAACCGUAGCAAAGCGUCCGAAAGAAGAUGCGAGCGAAGAAGCAGGAAAGAAUUUAACAGUUACUGCUGACAGUGAUCAUGGACAACAGAAGGUGAUAAAACAGGAAGUAGAUUUAGAUGAUGAAGAGGAGAAUCUUUCUUUUACAUAUAAUUGCAAAGUAUGCGGCGUAUUUUUUGCCAAUCAAACUCUUUUGGACAAUCAUGAGAUCGAGCACAAGGGUAAACGUAAAAGUACUUGUGCUCAGUGCGGCCGAGUAUUUCAAACUUUUGUUAAUCUACGAAAACACAUGAAAAAGCACAACGGUCGUAAAGUGAAAAAAGAGAAACCAGAAUCGGAGUUACUCUGUAAAACCUGUAACAAGGUUUUCCGGCACAAGAGCAAUUACCGAAAACAUUUGUUACGGCAUACCGUUGGUGAUCUGACUUGCAAGCACUGUCCAAAAAAAUUCCGUCUCUUUCGCGAUCUUACUAGGCACGAGAAGACUCAUUUUUAUCCAAGUUACAUGUGCAAGCAAUGCGACUAUGAGACUACGGUAUUAGCUGCUCUCAGCAUUCAUAUGUUACGGCACACAGAUAAGGCUGAUCUACCGUUUAAGUGUAACGAAUGCGACAAACAUUUCCGUAAGGCUAUUGAUCUGCAGGAACACUAUAAUAUUCAUUCUGGUGACAAGCCGUUUGACUGUCAAAUCUGUGGAACAGCCUUUUUCUUAAGAAGACAACUCUCAGCACAUUGCCGUCGAAUGCAUCCAGACAUGAAGGCCAACAAGGUGACGACCAGUACUGCUUGUGAUAUAUGCGGUCGCGUUCUUGCUACCAAGAGAUCAUUAUUUCGCCAUAAAGAGAGUCACAAUCCAACCAAACUCUAUCUCUGUGAUUAUUGCGGCAAAAGUCUUAGCAGUGCUGAACAUUUGAAGAAACAUCGACGAAUUCAUACCGGCGAAAAACCUUACGUAUGUGACAUAUGUGGAAAGGGAUUCACCGAUUCGGAAAAUCUUAGGAUGCACAGGCGCGUUCAUACAGGCGAAAAACCAUACCAAUGCGAUCAGUGUCCUAAGGCUUUCUCACAAAGAUCGACUCUAACUAUACACAGACGCGGACAUACCGGGGAGAGACCUUACGUCUGUCAGAUUUGUAAUCGUGGUUUUUCCUGUCAGGGUAAUCUCACGGCACACCAGAAGUCCACCUGCGUUUAAAAAAGAAACAAUAUUCGAUCAACAGUGACAUUUUUGGUUCGAUUCUGUUGUUUAUUUGGCAGGCAUGUAUGUGAGUAUGUUUGUGUAAGAUUGCGCAUAUGUAUGCACGUAUAUGUUCGCUAAACAAAAUUUAAUUUAACAAAAUCGAUCAAAUUCAUUUUCGCUAACAAAUUUGAUAGUUUAGUUAUUGAUUUGUAUAUUAAUUCGUACCUGUAUUCAUUUUCUUAAGUUUCUUUGCUUUUUCAAUGUAUGUUUCAAAUAUUUGCCAUUACUUUGUAAGACUGUGUUCCAUGGCUUUCUUCAUACAUUACACUGUAUUACUCUCUUUUUGUAUAUUUGUUACAUCUAACAAUUAUACUUUUUUUUUGUAUUCUUUGUAGAGAACAUUUUUUUAUAAU
Molecule: messenger RNA, 1773 nt
Organism: Polistes canadensis
Lineage: Eukaryota; Metazoa; Arthropoda; Insecta; Hymenoptera; Vespidae
Product: zinc finger protein 664-like
Exons: 2
Coding region: 128-1375 (415 amino acids)
Biological process (GO): regulation of transcription by RNA polymerase II
Cellular component (GO): nucleus
Molecular function (GO): RNA polymerase II transcription regulatory region sequence-specific DNA binding; DNA-binding transcription factor activity, RNA polymerase II-specific
Source: RefSeq, a predicted model, not a curated record